GCCUUGCAGUUGUGGAGGGAUCUGCUGCGCCUCCGUCAUCAACCCCGGCUUCUCAUCCACACUACAAUGAUGAGCGGGAUGAACAUGAAUUGAUUGAUUAGUAUGUUUCCACUUGGGAGCUUCAAUGAAGCGUGCAUGGUAUAUUUUGCUAUCCUUAUCGAUACUUGUUGGUAAUCUUUUAUUAGAUUUAGUUUUGUAAGUCGUUUCGGUUGACAGUAAGAGAGAUGGUUGUUCGUCUCGGGCUCUACACCCAGGAGGAGACCGAGCAGCCUGAGUUCUACGACGAUCCCUUUUGUCUUCCCACAGAUUUUGAUGCUAUAGCUUUCUGGAGGGAGCACUCAUAUGACGACAAGGAGUUCGUGAACAAGAAGAGUAAGGUGCGCUACUGGAUUCGGCCCAGCUGGAGGAUCCUAUCUUUUGUUCUUUCGACAUCCUUCUUUGGGAGGCCGUCGAACACUGAUAGGGUGUACGAGGAGGAUAUGUUUGUCUUCUGGAGCUUGCACGACCGCCAGCCGGCGAACGUGGCGGUGUACCUGGCCAGAUUCUUAUACUCCCAGUCCUAUGGGUGUAGGACGCACUUGGUGUGUGGGUUCGUGAUUACACUGCUCUUUCGCUCUCUCAAAGGGAACACACCGAUCCCACGGCCUGUGCAGUUGAUGAGGGAUUUAGAUGCCGGCAUGCUCCAGAAUGCUCACAUCCACCGGAGACUGUUUCCUAGCUCUUCUGAGAGCACUACGGCCUCUACUGGCCGCACUUCACAUUAGAUUGGAGAGUCCUCCGAUCAAUCACAGAGAUCGUCUCAGCGCCUUCCUCGUCGACGACCUACCAUAGCACAGUUGGCUCGCGCUCAGACAGAGGUAGCACCGGCAUGGGCCCAACAGCUCUUGCAGAACCAGAACACACUUAUGCAGUCCGUU
Cuscuta campestris is the source of this 917-nucleotide messenger RNA. Lineage: Eukaryota; Viridiplantae; Streptophyta; Magnoliopsida; Solanales; Convolvulaceae. The record is from the annotation of a GenBank genome assembly.